This is a messenger RNA of Cylindrotheca closterium, 1761 nucleotides long. Lineage: Eukaryota; Bacillariophyta; Bacillariophyceae; Bacillariales; Bacillariaceae. The record is from the annotation of a GenBank genome assembly.
AUGAGAUUUACUUCCAUCCUCAAGACUGUACACGUACUGUUGAUCAUCAAUUGGUGUCUGUUGAUACACAAUACGAAAGCAUCGUCCACUUGUUUUACUGACGGAGAUGAACUCAAAGCUGCCGUUCGUCAAUUUGUCAACGAUGGUUGUUCAGACGACUACAAUUGCAACAAUGAAAUCGUACAAAAAUAUGGCUGGCCCAUUGGAUCCUGGUGCGUUUCCCAGGUCACAUCCAUGAGAGGAAUCUUUCUUUUACAAUCAGAUUUCAACGAUGACAUUUCACCGUGGGAUACCUCUUCCGUCACAGACAUGAGCCGAAUGUUUUACGACGCAUCAUCCUUUCAUCUAGAGGACUUGUCAUCAUGGGAGGUUUCUUCAGUGACAGAUAUGAGUGAAAUGUUCCGCCGGGCAUCUUCCUUUAAUGGAGACAUCUCAUCUUGGGACACUUCGAGGGUCACUGAUAUGGAUUCCAUCUUUGCUGGUGCAUCAUCCUUCAAUCAAGAUUUAUCGACCUGGGAUGUGUCGUCUGCGGAAACUUUGAGAGAAAUCUUUUGGGGUGCCUCUUCUUUCAAUCAGGAUCUUUCAUCUUGGAAUACCUCCAGAGUCGUUUCCAUGAAACGGUUAUUCAAGGAUGCAUCAUCCUUCAACCAAGACUUGUCACUAUGGGAUACAUCCAACGUCCGAGAUAUGCGAAGCAUGUUUGGAGGUGCGUCCUCCUUCAAUCAAGACUUGUCGACCUGGGUCACGUCGCAAGUCACAACCUUUCAGGGAAUGUUUCAAGAGGCAUCAUCCUUUGAUCAGGAUAUUUCGUCGUGGGAUACCUCCAAAGUCACGGAUAUCAGUGGAAUGUUUCGAUUUGCAUCCUCCUUCAAUCAAGACUUGUCCGCCUGGGAUCUGUCAUCGGUUCAAAAUAUGCAAGAAGUCUUUCGUGGUGCAUUGUCGUUCAACCAAGACUUGUGUUCUUGGGGAAUCAAAUUACUACCUGAACAACGACAACAACAACAUCAGCAGCAGCAGCAGCAGCAGCAGCAGCCACAAGAAAUAACAAUGACUGAUAUGUUUGCCGAGUCCGGAUGUUACCUUUCGAUGGACCCACAUCUGCUGCAAGACAGUGCUGGACCUUUUUGUUCUUCCACUUGCAAGGAAAGAGUAUGCUUCUACAAUCAUCAAGACUUGAAAUCUGCAGUUGACUCAUACUCCAUGCUGCUGGAAGAAGAAGAAUGCUCUAGAAGUAAAUCAAGGAAUAGCAACAAUCCAGAUUGCGUGCUUGCGAACGAGAUCAUUGGAACCUACGGCUUUCCAAUUGGUUCGUGGUGCAUAUCCAAGAAUGUUACAGAUAUGUCCUUCCUAUUUGCCAAUAUGAAGACUUUCAAUCAAGACAUUUCUGGUUGGGAUGUUAGUUCUGUUUCGACAAUGGAAGGCAUGUUCUCCUUUGCAUCCUCCUUCAAUCAAGAUUUGUCCUCUUGGGAUACCUCUCGAGUCACCGAUAUGCAGAGAAUGUUUUGGGGUGCAUCAGCCUUUGCUCAAGACUUGUCCUCGUGGGAUGUUUCAAAUAUUCAAAAUGCGGAUGGCAUGUUUGCAGGUACUGCGGCAUUCUUGGACAAGUCUCAAGUGUGUCGCUGGAGCGAGGCUUGGAAAAACCUCGCCGCUGUCGACUGCAACGAAGAAGGCAGAACAACUACAAGUAGUGCAGCGAUCACCUUCGCUUUGUACGGAUGUAUUCUCUCACUUCUGAUAACAAGUAUAUUAAUGAUUUACUAA